GCCAUUUCCGCCGGAUGCCUCUACCAAUGGUAGACAGAAAAGCCAAGAUGGCGCUGGGCAGUACUCAGAAAAACCUGGGUGCAAUGCUGAGCAAGAUACAGGGCGUUCUUGUUCCGCCGAAGCUGGUUGUAGUUGACAGAAAAACGAUAGAAAAAUCAUGGAAAAUGAUGGACAAAGUGGUGAAAUUGUGUCAACAUCCGAGGAUGAAUCUACGGAACAGUCCGCCAUUCAUCUUGGACAUUCUUCCUGAUACUUAUCAACACUUACGCACGAUCGUAAUGAUUUGUUCCAAACAUGACGACAAAUUACAAACGUUGAAUGAGUGCGAGUAUUUCAGAACUUUUAUAGAAAAUCUUAUGAAUAAAUGUAAGAACACCAUCAAGCUGUUUCGUGAUGGUAAAGAUAAAAUGUAUGAUGAAAAUUCACAUUAUCGUCGAAACCUCACGAAACUCAGUCUUGUGUUUUCACACAUGUUGGCGGAGGUAAAGGCAAUUUACCCAAGUGGGACAUUUGCAGGAGACAACUUUAGGAUAACGAAAGGUGAUGCUGCUGACUGGUGGAAAAAAUCCUUUGGUGACAAAGUGAUAGUGCCGUGGAAAGAGUUCAAAAUCACGCUCCACGAGAGCCACCCCAUCGGCUCCUCCCUGGAGGCUAUGGCCCUCAAGUCCACCAUAGACCUCACCUGUAACGAUGUCAUCUCUGUGUUCGAAUUUGAUGUGUUCUGCAGGCUCUUCCAACCAUGGACCAAUCUUUUACGCAACUGGAACGUGCUGGCGGUGACUCACCCUGGCUACGCGGCCUUUUUGACUUACGACGAGGUCAAGGCCAGGCUCCAGAAGUACAUCAACAAGCCGGGCAGCUACGUAUUCCGGCUGAGCUGCACCCGGCUGGGCCAGUGGGCCAUCGGAUACGUCACCACCGAUUUCCAGAUUCUGCAGACGAUCCCGCAGAACAAGUCGUUGUGCCAGGCACUGCUGGAUGGCCAGCGUGAAGGAUUCUUUCUCUAUCCGGAUGGUCGGAGCAUCAAUCCAGACUUAAGCUUCCUGGUGGCAGACAGCGAAGAGGACCACAUCCGGGUGACUCAGGAACAAUACGAGCUGUACUGCGAGAUGGGCUCCACCUUCCAGCAGUGCAAGAUCUGCGCGGAGAACGACAAAGACAUUAGGCUGGAGCCCUGCGGUCACCUGCUCUGCACUCCGUGUCUGACCCAGUGGCAGGACUCGGAUGGCCAGGGGUGCCCGUGGUGUAGGUGUGAGAUCAAAGGCACGGAGCAGGUGAUAGUGGACCCAUUUGACGAGCGACUGACCACCGCCAAGGCUGCGUCUGGUUCCAAAACGCCGACGCAAGAGGUGGAGGAAGAAGAGGAAGGAGGGGGCAUGGCCAGUCUACAUGCGCUUGCUGUAGGAGCUAGAUCUCGUGAUGGAAGCUCGCCUUUUGACUCGCCCGCACUGUCCAAAAGGCCUGGUCAACCCAACCCAGAUAUACCACCGCCGGUGCCCCCUCGCACAGUCUCCCCCUUCCCUUCUCCAUGCACCUCGCCAAAGCCUCCCAGGAGGCAACUCCCUCUGACCCCACCGAGUGACUCGCUGCGGAGUCCCGAGACGACGGCCUCACACCCUGGGGUGCGGCCAAACUUCCCCACAAACGCUGCUAGUUCUGGGAUUUCAUACGCGGAGCUACGCUAUGACGUCCCUGCACCAGACUACGAAGGUGCCAACUCGCCCACUGUGCCAGCUCCUUCAGGGGAGGGUCACUACGACCGACCGCUGCCGGGGAUUCAUCCCGCAGGUGUAUCAUCAGUAGCAGCGCAAGAGGAGAAACCCCAGCUGCACAGGCUCAACAGCGACUACGCUACCCCUCCACCACGCUCAAAACACCACAGAGAGGAGACUUCUGCAUGUCCUCUAGUGCCUCCGCCGCGCCGCGAGGGCCUGCGGGAGAUCCGGGAGAACCAGGAGUUGAACAAGGAGAACAACGAGCAGCAGACGACGCCCACCACCAUCUCGUCCACGUCCUCGUCCUCAAGCACGUCCUCCGUCAACGAGGUCCAGGUGGAGGAGCUGGUGGCUCAGGGCUACGGCCGGCUGCAAGUGGUGGACGCGCUCCGGGUUGCCCGCAACAAUGUCAUCAUGGCACAGGAGAUCCUCGAGACCUUUGUCAAACAAAAUGGCUGACCGACUGACCGACUGUUUGGCUGACUGACUGACUGGCCGACCGACUCUGCUUCUGGGUAACUACAGUCGUCGUCGUUGUCGUCGUCUUCUGCGACUACCACCACUGCUCCUCCUCCUCCCCGGCCUCCUCUUACUGCUGCUGCUGCUGCGGACGUCUCUGAUUCACUGGCUCGUGGGCCAUGGAAUGAACUGGAGGAUAAUUUGAGUCUUGGAGGGGACGUGUGGUUUACUACCUGUACUGUUGUCACUGAAUUGGCAUUUUAUCUCCACUUUCUUCUCAUCUUCCCCAUCUUCCUCCUCCUCCUUGUCAUCUUUUUCUUUCCUCAUCUUCCUCCUCCUCCUUGUCAUCUUUUUCUUUCCUCAUCUUCCUGAUCCUGAACUAAAGACUUCUAUCUAAUCACAUCAUUGGAAGUUUACAAUGGCUGCAUUGGAUGUAGAACAGGGCUGUCAAAUUCAAUUGC
This is a messenger RNA of Aplysia californica (California sea hare), 2635 nucleotides long. Its product is annotated as E3 ubiquitin-protein ligase CBL-B. Bases 15 to 2174 code for a protein of 719 amino acids. Gene Ontology annotation, molecular function: ubiquitin protein ligase activity; SH3 domain binding; receptor tyrosine kinase binding. NCBI's taxonomy places the organism in Eukaryota, Metazoa, Mollusca, Gastropoda, Aplysiida, Aplysiidae. The transcript has 13 exons. Gene Ontology annotation, biological process: cell surface receptor signaling pathway; negative regulation of epidermal growth factor-activated receptor activity. The record is from RefSeq and is a predicted model, not a curated record. Gene Ontology annotation, cellular component: membrane raft; plasma membrane.